CACGUAUCUCACAUCAGCAACUCGCUACCCAAGUGUCCUGGAUUUACUGUUGAACAAAGGAAAGUACACGAUCAACUCCAUCCUGGUAAGGUCAGUGAUGGUUAGGGGCGGCUAGAGCCUGCAUCUGAGGAUGUCAGCUUCAGAUUCGGACUAUUCCAUUGACUGGCUGGCCAGUGACGAUGAGGAAAAUGACAGCGAGCUGGAGCCAGACUGUGGCAGGUUAACGGGAGAGACAACAACACUGCCCACGUCCCUGUCGCCGGGAGAGACCCGAGGGUCAUGCACCCAACAGCAGCUCUCCAAGAGGAGCGGUGAUGACAGCCGCGAGGCAAAGAGAGAGGAGAAGGAGCGUGUGAGCGGAAUGUCUGACGGAUCCAGCUGCGGUUCCCCCUCCAGUUACACGGGGUCCUGUGACAGCGAAGACCAGCGCUCCUGGGCUUCAGUAGAUCCUAAAGGCAAGCAGUGGAAGGGACAGAAGAGGACUCAGAGCACAGCAUUUCCAGAGCAAAGGGAAAGUGAGAUCACUCUCAAUCAAACGGAGAAGGACAAACUGUUUGCCUGCAAGUGUGUGGAACUGCAAUGCUACAUUCAGCCUCUGUCUUUAAUAUUGAAUGGUCUUCGUGCUGGCAGAUACCGAGAACGCCUCAGCAGUUUCCAGGAGAGUGUGGCCAUGGACAGGAUCCAGAGGAUAAUGGGUGUCCUGCAGAACCCCUGCAUGGGUGAGAGAUAUGUCAACAUCAUUCUUAAAAUGGAGGAAAUGCUGAAGAGCUGGUUCCCUCACGUAAAGCCCCGCGAGCAACCACGCGCCGUAGACCAGACGUUGGGAAGCACCCCCACAAAGAAACAAAAGUUGUCCACAGCAGCCUCCAGUCCGCCCAACGGCGUGGUGACCCCUUCCACCGUUAGUGCUCCUCUCUUAGGCACCAAAGCCCUGAGGGUCAGUGACCUCACGCCCCCCGGACCCUACUCCGCAACCAACCUAAAAUGGCUCCACACGUCUCCUAUCUGCUCUCCCAGUGCCGAGCGGGCUCAAGGGACUAUCCGGAACCUUCUCACGGCCUCGAGCGAUAAGGACGUUACGCAGGACAGUGCGGUGUCCUCAAGCACCGACGACGCGCAUCUAAAGACGGACUUGGCACCCAGUCGGCCUCCCCUGGGCAAGAUCAGCGCCCCGUGUCUGGAGAGAUUGUUGAAAUCCACAGAGAGCAUUAUCACGCGGAAAGGGCCUGGGGACCUGGUGGGCAGCGGCUGGUCCUAGUCCUGAGAGAGAGGCUCUGAGUGCUCAGGGCCAGACCAGCGAGACACUGCCCGCCACAACCUGGAGCUAGUCAGCACACACAACCGACACCACCCCUAGUGUCAGCCUUCAGCGGAAACAAAAAGCAACAGCAGCAUCCCAGAGGAAAGAGCGAAUUUGUUUGGUUCCCAGUGGUUGUGUUUGG
Molecule: messenger RNA, 1442 nt
Organism: Chanos chanos (milkfish)
Lineage: Eukaryota; Metazoa; Chordata; Actinopteri; Gonorynchiformes; Chanidae
Gene: ciartb
Product: circadian associated repressor of transcription b
Exons: 7
Coding region: 131-1258 (375 amino acids)
Biological process (GO): circadian regulation of gene expression; negative regulation of DNA-templated transcription
Cellular component (GO): nucleus
Molecular function (GO): RNA polymerase II cis-regulatory region sequence-specific DNA binding
Source: RefSeq, a predicted model, not a curated record